Athalia rosae (coleseed sawfly) is the source of this 13958-nucleotide messenger RNA. RefSeq names its product neural-cadherin. Gene Ontology annotation, molecular function: cadherin binding; calcium ion binding. The record is from RefSeq and is a predicted model, not a curated record. Lineage: Eukaryota; Metazoa; Arthropoda; Insecta; Hymenoptera; Athaliidae. Gene Ontology annotation, cellular component: plasma membrane; catenin complex. Gene Ontology annotation, biological process: homophilic cell-cell adhesion. Bases 642 to 9746 code for a protein of 3034 amino acids. The transcript has 38 exons.
GUUGCGUGUGACCUGCGCCCCACAACCAUCGCGUUAGAAUCGCGCGAGGCUGCGCGCAUUGCACUGUAAUAACGACGAGAGAGAGGAGAUCGGAGUAUCGUCGACGACGUACGUAGAUACGUACCGCCGGCAUUUAAUACGUGCGUUACCGCGACGGUGUAUAUUUAUCGCGUGUGUGCCAGGUAUACCAGUGCGGCGACAGCCGAGGGACGACACUUGCCUUCUAUUUUCAACUUUCAUCCCCCGCGGUUGGAUUUAUUCGAUAAUAAAAACCCCGAGAAUUAUGAAUAGCUUUGGUUCGCACGCGAUACGUAAACUCGAUAUAAUACACGCGUCGCGUUGUGCCGCAGGUGCCCAGUUUUCCCUUUCGUCGUGAAAUCUUUCAAAAUAAGUCACGAGCGAGAGGAUUUUGUUCUCCCCUGGCCUUUGGUUUCUUUUGUUUUCGUUAUUCUCCCUGCAAGGGGGAAAAGUUCGAUAAGAUAUCGCGACGCGCGUCUCAAGGGUGCAAUUGUAUAAGUGCUGUUUGGAUAAUUCACUCAUACACCAACCGAUCUGCGAAUACUCAACGGCGACAACGAACAACCGAGGUGGACAGAAAAGACGCCAUCCAUGCUUUGGUAACGUGAAAAAUAUCGACGAAGAUGACGGCGAAAAAGGGCAGCGGUAAAAUGUGCCGGCUGAUAGCCGUCUGCGCGUUUCUCCUGCACUCGGCAGCAACGAGCAGAGCAAAAGUUUCGGUUUUACCCCACGACGUCUAUCCCGGAUUCGAGGUGAAACAUUUCCAGAGCGGGGGCAGGGAGUCCUCGAAUUUCCGCCUGUUGGAGACGGGAUUUUCCAAAUUCUUCACCAUGCUGGACAACGGUAUGGUGAUGACGACGUCGGACCUGACGCCGCUCGUCAACCGACCGGUGAAUUUGAUAGUUCUCGAGGAGCUCGGUAACAGAACGCAGACGCACGACCUCCACCUCUACGUCUUGGACAGGAAGAAUAUGCUGACGUUUUCUCACAGUCAUCUGGGCGACGGUAACGUACCCGAAAACGCGCCGAUCAAUACGCCGGUAAACGGUUUCCCGGUACUCAGGGCGUCCGGAAACUUUCCCGUGCAUUACAAAAUCCUGCCGGAGCUCGGGGACAAGCCCUUCGUCCUCAUGGACAGCGGAACGGGAGUCACCGGGGAGAAUCUGAUUCUGCGAAACUCCGGUCAGGGCGUGAAAGUCGUGACGUCGCGUCCGCUCGACCGGGAGAACAAGGGCGAGUACACCGUAGUCGUACACGCCUCGGACUCUGACUUUAUCAGCAGAUCGAAAAUAAGCGGACGCGUCACCGUGUUGGACGAGAACGACAACAGUCCGGAAUUCGAGCAAGAAAUCUACCGAUUCGUCGUGAAACCCACGAACCUGGGCGCCUCUCCUGCGGAGGAGUUCGCCGAAUGGAAGAGAUUCUCCACCAUAGGUAAGGUGAGGGCGACGGACGCCGACGGCGAUAAACUCGCCUACCGACUGGUCGCGCCGAGUAAUUUGGUGGUCAUCGUGCCGCAAACCGGUGAGAUCCUCCUCACCGGGGAUCCUCAGAGUUCGUUGGAGGAAGACAUGGAGGUCGAACUGCUGAUAGAGGCCCACGACGUCAGGACGCCGAGCAGGACGAGCGAGAAGCCGGCGAAGGUCCUCGUUCAAUUCGUUACGUCCGAGCCGAUCCAGGAGGAGCACAGGAUAGAGAAGAGGAGGGUGACGAGGGCCGUAAGACCGACGAAGAAAAUCGAAUUCACCGAAGGGAACGGAGACGUCCAAGACAAAGUGGCGUUCACGUUGGACAAGGAAACCGACAGGGAGACCUUCAAGAUCAAGGACGAGAACAAAUGGGUCACCGUCGAGUCCAACGGAGCGGUCAAGGUCAAACAGAAGUGGAAUUACGAGGAACUCGGACCCGAAAAAACCAUCGACUUCUGGGUCACCAUCAAUAACGCAGGUAUUGGAGGAUGGUGCGCCAAGCAUUUCGACCCCCUUUGUCGGUUCACACAUGACACCGACAAUCAGCGCGUAUUAAUCCACGUGAAAGACGUCAACGACGAGCCACCCUAUUUCGUAAAUCGACCGCUGCCCAUGCAAGCCGUUGUCCAACUCAACGCCCCGCCGAACACUCCGGUGUUUACCCUUCAGGCCAGAGACCCGGACACCGACCACAACAUUCAUUAUUUCAUAGUCAGAGAUCGGACCGGCGGUCGUUUCGAGGUCGACGAGAGAUCCGGAGUAGUCAGAACGAGAGGCACCGAUGUCUUUCAACUGGAUAUGGAAUACGUUCUUUACGUGAAAGCCGAGGACCAAAAUGGCCGAGUCGACGACAGGCGGUACCAAUCGACCCCCGAGGAACGGCUCUCGAUCGUUGGAGGAAAACGCGCUCCGCAAUUCUACCUGUCUUCCUACGAAGCCGAUAUACCGGAAAACCAGAAAAAGGACUCCGAUAUAAUAUCCAUCAAGGCAAAGUCGUUCGCCGACAGGGAGAUUCGCUACACUUUGAAGGCUCAAGGACAGGGUGCGGGAACGUUCAACAUAGGCCCAACCUCCGGUAUAGUUAAACUGGCCAAGGAGUUGGACUUCGAGGACCUGCGACAGCCCCACGUCUAUUCGCUGAUCGUAACAGCGACGGAAGACUCGGGUGGAUUCUCGACGACCGUGGAGCUGACGAUCAGGGUGUCCGACGUAAACGACAACGCCCCGAAAUUCGAACUACCGGAUUACCAAGCGCACAACGUCGACGAGGACAUUCCCCUGGGUACCAGCAUUCUCAAGGUGAAAGCGAUGGACUCGGAUUCGGGAUCGAACGCGGAAAUAGAAUACCUGGUGUCGGACGACCACUUCAGCGUCGAUUCCAGCGGUACCAUAGUGAACAACAAACAACUCGACGCCGACAACAACAACGCCUAUUACGAAUUCGUCGUUACGGCGAAAGACAAAGGCGAACCUUCGAAAAAUGGUACGGCGACCGUUCGAAUAUAUACGAAGAAUAAAAACGACGAAGAGCCGAAAUUUUCGCAGCAAGUUUAUACGCCGAACGUCGACGAGAACGCGGGUCCGAAUACCUUGGUGACGACGGUGGUUGCUUCCGACAAGGACGGGGACACCGUACGUUUCGGUUUCGUUGGCGGUGGAACGUCGGCCGGUCAGUUCGUCAUAGAAGAGAUAACCGGCGUUAUCCGACUCCACGGGAAAUCGAUUUCCCUCGACAAAGACAAAUACGAGUUGAACGUCACCGCGCUCGACGACGGCGCCUGUUGUCUGAACGGAGCUUCCACCAUCCACACGAGCACGGCGGUCGUCGUCGUCUUCAUAACGGACGUCAACGACAACAAACCCGUGUUCAAAGACUGCGGAACCUACUCCCCCAAGGUUGAGGAGGGCGCGUCAAACGGCAGCCCGGUUAUUAAAGUCCAAGCGACCGACGAGGACAAGGGUGUCAAUGGCCAGGUCAAGUAUUCCAUUGUCCAGCAGCCUAAUCAAAAGGGAACGAAAUUCACGGUGGAUGAGGAGACCGGGGAGGUCUCUACCAACAAGGUAUUCGAUCGCGAGGGCGAUGACGGAAAGUUUGUAUCCGUUACCGUGAAAGCUACCGACCAGGGCGAACCGUCCCUCGAAGGUGUUUGUUCAUUCACGGUCGAAAUAACGGACACCAACGACAAUCCGCCGCUUUUCGAUCGUCAGAAAUACGUGGAGAACGUAAAACAAGACGCUAGUAUCGGUACGAAUAUAUUGAGAGUAUCGGCCUCCGACGAGGACGCUGAUAAUAACGGGGCUAUCGUGUACACGUUAAGUGCCCCAACCAAUCCCCUCGAUUUGGACUACUUUGAAAUACAACCAGAGUCUGGUUGGAUCGUUCUAAAGAAACCACUCGACGGCUGUUUUCCACGAGACAGGUAUCGCCUGAAAGUGCGAGCAUCCGACAGAGGGACGUCGGAACCCUUGUAUGCAGAUGUGGACGUUGAGUUAGACGUCGUAGACAGAAACAAUAAACCUCCUCUGUGGGAUAAGAGCGUAUACGGCCCCAUUCACAUCAAAGAAAAUGUCACAGUGGGUACAAUAGUGACGUCAGUAAAAGCCAGCUCUGGCAUCGAGGGAAACCCUACGGUAUUUUAUCGGCUAAUGCCCGGAUCUACCGCCCAAACGAACAAAUUGCAUACGUUCUACCUUCAGCAAAGGGCAGACAAGGGCUUAACCUGGGCUGAUAUAAAAGUGAAUCAUCCCCUGGAUUAUGAAACGAUAAAGGAAUACAAUCUCACCAUACGUGUCGAGAAUAACGGAGCCCAACAACUCGCUUCGGAAGCCACGGUUUCCAUUAUGCUAGAGGACGUCAAUGACGAGAUUCCACUCUUCACCGAACGUGAACAGGAAACUGUACUCGAGGGGGAACCAAUCGGGACUAAAGUAACGCAAGUAAACGCCAUAGAUAAGGACGGAACUGUACCGAACAACGUGGUCACCUAUUACGUCGUCGACAGCGACAGAAACGAGGGAAAGGACUUUUUCGAGAUAAAUCAACAGACCGGAGAGGUAUUCACAAAAGUGGUGUUCGAUCGUGAAAAGCAGGGAGCUUACGCUCUCGAAGUUGAAGCGAGAGACGGCGCUCCUUCUGCUCGUCCGAACAGCAACAGUCUGCCAAAUUCUGUUACAAAAUUCAUACGUAUCGGAAUCGCCGAUAAGAACGACAACCCACCUUAUUUUGACAAGGCUUUAUACGAGGCGGAAGUUGACGAAAAUGAGGAUAUUCAACACACGGUUCUCACCGUCACCGCCAAAGAUCACGAUGAGUCUUCCCGUAUUCGAUACGAGAUUACAAGCGGUAACAUAGGGGGUGCCUUUGCUGUAAAGAAUAUGACGGGGGCGAUAUACGUUGCGGGGGCUUUGGAUUACGAGACGAGAAAGAGGUACGAAUUGAAAUUGGCUGCCUCGGAUAAUUUGAAAGACAAUCAAACGACGGUCGUUAUACACGUGAAGGACGUCAACGACAAUCCACCUAUAUUCGAACGGCCCACGUAUAAGACGCAAAUCACCGAGGAAGACGAUAGAAAUUUGCCAAAGCGUAUUCUGCAGGUGACCGCGACCGACGGGGACAAGGACAGGCCGCAAAAUAUCGUGUACUUCUUAACGGGGCAAGGUAUCGACUCCGAUAAUCCAACGAACAGCAAGUUUGACAUAAAUCGAACGACGGGAGAGAUAUUCGUUCUGAAGCCGCUGGACAGGGACCAACCCAACGGAAGACCUCAGUGGCGGUUCACCGUUUUCGCUCAAGACGAGGGUGGCGAAGGACUCGUCGGAUACGCCGACGUCCAAGUAAAUCUCAAGGACAUCAACGAUAACGCACCCAUUUUCCCGCAGGGUGUUUACUUCGGUAACGUUACCGAAAAUGGAACGGCAGGAAUGGUUGUAAUGACGAUGACGGCUGUGGAUUACGACGACCCGAGCGAGGGAACCAACGCCCGACUACUUUAUUCUAUCGAGAAAAAUGUAAUCGAGGAAGAAACUGGGUCGCCCAUAUUCGAAAUUGAACCUGACACCGGGGUGAUAAAGACCGCGGUCUGCUGUCUGGACAGAGAGAGGACUCCGGAUUAUUCGAUACAGGUCGUCGCUAUGGACGGCGGGGGGUUAAAAGGGACCGGGACAGCGUCGAUACGAGUCAAAGACAUAAACGACAUGCCUCCCCAGUUUACCAAAGACAACUGGUUCACGGAGGUCGACGAAACCGACGGUUCUAAUUUACCGGAACUACCCAUAUUGACGGUAACGGUACACGAUGAGGACGAGACCAACAAGUUCCAAUACAAGGUUAUCGAGAACAGCGGGUACGGAGCCGACAAAUUUACCAUGGUCAGAAACAACGACGGUACCGGAUCUCUCAAGAUCGUCCAGCCUCUCGACUACGAGGACAUGCUGCAGAGCAACGGUUUCCGUUUCAGAAUUCAAGUCAAUGACAAGGGCGAAGAUAACGACAACGAUAAAUACCACGUCGCUUAUUCUUGGGUGGUCGUAAAACUUAGAGAUAUCAACGACAAUAAGCCACAGUUCGAACGUUCCAACGUCGAGGUUUCCGUUUAUGAAAAUGCGGACAUAGGAAAAACCUUGGAGACCUUCAAGGCCACCGAUCCUGAUCAGGGCGGCAAGAGCAACGUCUAUUACACGAUCGACAGAAGCUCCGAUCGCAAGAGACAAUUUUCCAUCGACGAAGGCGGCACCGUUUCCAUUCAGCGAAGCCUCGACAGAGAGGAAACGCCCAGACAUCAAGUAAAAAUCCUUGCCAUCGACGACGGUAUUCCGCCAAAAACCGCGACCGCUACGUUGACGGUGAUAGUCCUGGACAUAAACGACAACGCUCCCACGUUUAUGAAGGACUAUCGACCGGUUAUACCCGAGCACGUUCAGCCGAGAAAAGUCGGCCAGAUUCUAGCGACCGACGACGACGACAGAUCAAAGAGUAACGGUCCUCCGUUCACCUUCAGAAUGGAUCCUAAUGCCGACGAUGUGAUAAAAGCCUCUUUCAAAGUGGAGAACGACAAUAAGGGAGCGAACGGCGACGGUAUGGCGAUAGUAGCGUCUCUCAGAUCGUUCGAUAGGGAACAACAAAAAGAGUAUCUUAUCCCGAUCGUUAUCAAGGAUUCGGGGAAUCCACAUGUCUCGGGAACCUCGACACUGACUGUCGUUAUCGGGGAUGUUAAUGAUAACAAAAUGCAACCCGGAGCCAAGGAUAUUUUCGUCUACAAUUACGCCGGACAAUCGCCAGACACGGACAUCGGCAGGGUGUUCGUGUACGAUUUGGACGACUGGGAUUUACCUGACAAAAAAUUCUACUGGGAGGGCUUGGAGCACGCGCAAUUCAAGCUGAACGACGAAACCGGGAUGAUUUCGAUGAAGUCCGGUACCCACGAUGGAAAGUACAACCUCAGGUUCAAAGUAUACGACAGAAAACAUACGCAGACCGAUGUUCCUGCGAAUGUUACCGUCACCGUUAAAACCAUUCCGCACGAAGCUGUGAUAAACUCGGGUUCCGUGAGGAUUUCCGGCAUCACCGACGAGGACUUUAUAAGGAUUUGGAACUACAAGACCCACGGAAUUUCGAGAAGCAAAGCGGACUUAUUCAGAGACAAAUUAGCUGAUUUGCUGAACAUCGAGAGGGAGAAUGUCGAUGUGUUCAGCGUUCAACUCCGGAGGAAAAAUCCACCCUUGACCGACGUCCGGUUCGCGGCUCAUGGAUCACCCUAUUACAAGCCAGUCAGACUCAACGGACUCGUUCUCAUGCACCGAGAAGAGAUCGAGAAGGACGUCGGCAUAAAUAUAACUAUGGUGGGCAUCGACGAGUGCUUCUACGAGAACCAGAUGUGCGAGGGUAGCUGUACCAAUACCUUGGAUAUCAGUAAUUUACCCUACAUGGUGAACGCUAACAGGACUUCAUUGGUCGGCGUCCGUGUCGACGUUAUUGCGGAAUGCACGUGCGGCGCUCGUAACUUUAGCAAAAGCGAAUCGUGCAGAACCAGCCCCUGUUACAACGGAGGAAGAUGCAUCGAGGGCCGAUUCGGUUUAACCUGCCAAUGUCCCGCUGGCUACAACGGACCAAGGUGUCAACAGACCGCAAGAAGCUUCAGAGGAAACGGAUGGGCUUGGUAUCCCGCCCUUGAAAUGUGCGACAACAGUCAUAUGAGCUUCGAAUUCAUCACGAGGAAAGCAGACGGUCUUCUUCUGUACAAUGGUCCGAUAGUGCCGCCGGAAUCCGACGAAGUAAUGGUAUCGGACUUUAUCUCCGUGGAACUGGAGCGUGGCUAUCCCAGGCUGCUGAUAGAUUUUGGUUCCGGAACACUGGAACUCAAGGUCAAGACCAAGGACACCCUUCACGACGGCGAAUGGCACAGACUCGACAUAUUUUGGGAUACCGAGACCGUGAAACUUAUCGUCGAUUACUGCAAAUCGGCCAACAUAUCGGAGAGGGAAGAUGGAACACCUCCGGAAUUCAACGACACGACUUGCCAAGCUCAGGGAACGAUCCCUCCGUUCAACGAAUACCUGAACGUGAACGCUCCUCUUCAAAUCGGUGGUUUAUACGUGGAACAAUUCGACCUUGCUCAUUACAAAUGGAAGUACAUGCCGGUCGGCAAAGGCUUCGACGGGUGCAUAAAGAACCUGUUCCACAACAGCAAAUUGUACGAUCUCGCACAUCCCGGACUUUCGAGGAACAGCGUUGCUGGAUGUCCCCAGACGGACGAGAUUUGCAAUCACCAAGAAGCCACGUUCAGGUGCUGGGAACACGGAACUUGCGUCGGUAGUUUCUCGCAAGCGAGGUGCCAGUGCAACCCCGGAUGGACAGGACCCGGGUGCAUGACGCCCACGAUACCUACCACCUUCAAACCACAGAGCUACGUUAAAUACGCGCUCUCUUUCGAACCGGAUAAAUACUCCACCCAAAUUCAGCUAAGAUUCAGAACGAGAGAGGUUCACGGGGAACUUUUCAGAGUCAGUGAUCAGCAUAACAGGGAAUACGGGGUUCUAGAGGUGAAAGACAGCAGACUGCACUUCAGGUAUAAUUUGAACAGUCUGAGGACGGAAGAACGCGACAUAUGGCUCACCGCGAUUGCCGUUGACGACGGACAGUGGCAUACGGUGAGGGUGUCGAGGUACGGUUCCGCCGCUACUUUGGAACUCGACGGAGGUGAAGGUCGUCGAUUCAACGAGACGUUCUCAUUCGAGGGACACCAGUGGCUCGUUGUUGAUAAACAAGAAGGCGUAUACGCCGGAGGAAAGGCCGAGUACACGGGCGUACGGACCUUCGAAGUCUACGCCGAUUAUCAAAAGGGAUGUUUGGACGACAUCAGACUGGAAGGAAAACAUCUUCCCCUACCCCCGGCUAUGAACGGUACUCAGUGGGGACAGGCAACCAUGGCUCGGAACCUGGAAAGACAUUGUCCUUCGAAUAAACCGUGCUCGAACGUCAUUUGUCCCGAUCCAUUCGAGUGCGUCGAUUUGUGGAACGAAUAUGACUGCACUUGCGGAGACGGCAGGAUACCCUCGCCAGACAAUAAGGGAUGCGUUGACAAGAACGAGUGCAUAGAUUAUCCUUGUCUCAACGGCGGAAGCUGUAUAAAUGAGAAUCCCAGUCUCAGAUACAGAUGCGUGUGUCCCGAUGGAUUUUGGGGCGAAAAUUGCGAGCUCGUUCAAGAAGGCCAGACCCUCAAAUUGAGCAUGGGAGCCCUAGCAGCUAUUUUAGUCUGCCUACUAAUUAUUCUAGUACUAGUCCUUGUCUUCGUUGUUUACAACCGGAGAAGGGAAUCCCACAUAAAAUAUCCAGGACCCGAUGACGACGUUAGAGAGAACAUAAUAAAUUACGACGACGAAGGUGGCGGAGAAGACGAUAUGACGGCAUUCGAUAUCACCCCGUUACAAAUACCAAUCGGUGGUCCACUGCCGGAAAUGACGGGAAAACUGCCUACGUGUAAAAUAGCCUAUCCUCUGGGGCCUGAGCCGAACGUUGGAAUGUUCAUAGAGGAUCACAAGAAAAGAGCGGACAGCGAUCCCAAUGCACCUCCUUUCGAUGAUCUCCGAAAUUACGCUUACGAAGGCGGUGGAAGUACCGCAGGCUCAUUGUCAUCCCUCGCGUCAGGGACGGACGACGAGCAGCACGAGUACGAAUACUUGGGUGCUUGGGGUCCCAGAUUCGACAAACUUGCCGACAUGUACGGUCCUACCGAAGAGAGCGAGGCGGAGGAAGAGAAUUAACUCAAAUAAAACGACUCCAAAUUAAUUUAAAUAAUUUAAAUUCAAAUUAACAAAGUAAAAACGCCGUAGAAAACUAUGAAGAGAAUGGGGAAUCGUAAAAAAAAAGCGAGAGACAGAGGAGAGAGUAAACGAAAAAACUGAAAAAUUUAUGAAUCGAAAGGCGAAUAAACGACAAAGACACUCAUACACAUGUGUAAUACAAUUCGUAUUGCAUUCAAUUAAAUGUAUACAUGAUAAAUGAACUUCAGGAUAAAACAAUUAUUGUUAACUAUCGCUGAAUCACAAUGAAUAAAAACCACGACAACAAACCUUUCGCGCGCGGCGUGUAGUAGAAUAAUUAUAAUGACUAACUGAUGAUGAUAUAAUUGUUUCGUAUUUGCCUGUGUUUGUAUAAAUAGUGAGAUCGAUCCAUAACGUAUGAUAUUGACAUUAAUACUUGAUAUUAUAUUAAUACGAUCUCGUUGAAUGUAAAGAUAACACAAAGGAGACGAAAAAUUAAUGAAAAACGGUGGAAAAAAAUAAAUAAUAAAUGAAUUAAAAAAAAAAUGAAGAUAUUAAAUAUAAAAAUAACGACAGUAAUAAUUGAUACCAAUUAAAAAAUUAGUUCCAGACAAGUGUUGCAUAAACAAAGUGGAAGCUAUAACGAUGCAAAAUUCGCAAAAGAUAUACAUAAUACUAUAAUAUUAAUGAAUAAUAAAUUAAUAAUGAUAAUUAUACUAAAAUAGUAAUAAUGGUAAUAAUAAUGAUAAUUAACCGUCGCGAUUCACCUGCAAAUGUACGCUCUUGACAAGUGCAGCGUAUGGGUAUGAUAUACUACUGAUGAUAUACAGGUAGUAGGGUAUGAACAUACCUAAACCAUAAGUAAGGUAUACAUAUAAUAUAUAUAUAUAAUUAAAAUAUACAUGAUACAGGUAUGUACCUAAUACGCGAAAACAUAUGAUAUGAAUAUUAUGAUUUUCUCCAGCAGUCGCGAUUUCUACACAUACAUAUUCUACAGGUACGCAUACGAUAAAAUUGUAUAUACGUAUAUACUGUGAAGAAGGAAACAAAUUACACCGUCGCAGUUUACAUGUAUAUACAUAUACAUCAGGUAUGCAAGUAAAACGUAUUAUUCGGGUAUAUUGAUUAAAUUAAUUAAUUAAAUAAAUAUUAUCAAACCUUAGGACGUACGUACAUUUCUAUAAAAGAAACGUCGGACUAAAACAAAGAGGAGUGAAUAAAACUAGAGAAAAAUAAAACAACAAAAAUAUAAGUAGAGUAUAUAAUGUACCUAAUAAUUGUAAAUGUAUGACGACACAUCGUACAUAAGAACAAAAAAACUCACACACACCCGCGAACCAUGCAAUAAUUUUAAUUCACCUACGGCACACCUAUAGGUGCGUAUGUGGAAAAUAUGUUAUUUAGUCACCCUUUAUACUUGACAUGGACUAUAAUUAAUGGGUAUGUAAUUAAUAUCUACCCUACCUACUGUACGCUACUGCUAUUAUCAUUAUGUUUAUUCCGUAAUAUCGAUUCUGAAGAUCAAUCAUUGACUAAUAAUUUUUUUUAUCACUGAUAUUAUUAUCAUCAUUUUAUUAUUUCCGUUUCCGGUAUUACCGAUUACUGAUAUUAUUGGUAUUAUUUCAAUCAAAGUAUGAAUAUACGCGGGGAGAAACGCCACGCGAUAUUUAAGCGCAAAAACUGCUCUCCAACGCAAAUACAAUCUUUUGACUUUUACACAUUUUAUCCGUCUCUUUUGCGGAGGGAUUUUCUUCUUUUUGUCAUUAUUAACUAGACAAACAAACAAACGAAGCAACAAACUUGUUCAUAUCGCAGGCAUAAUGCUCAAUGAGAAGUGAAGACGCGCGGUGAAUUUUUUUCAAAAUCGCUGGCGUUCAACUCCCGUAUAUUGUAUAUAGAAAUAAAAUAAUUGAUAAAAUAUCUAUUUACGUCUUCGAUCUGUCGUGCUUAAUUAUUAUGUACAUAUAUACAUUUUGUUCGAAAUAUUAUGUGUAUAUGUAUAAAGUCAUGGAAGUGGUACGAUUGAAGAUGCGAGUAUAUUAUUAUAUGGGAGUUCUAUAAUAUGAUAUAUAUUAUAGUAUACAUAUAUAUAAAUAUUAUUAUUAUUAUAAGAAAGUCUGAAAGAGUCGUUAGCAAAUACGUGUGUAAUUAUUAUUAUAUAAUAUAAUAUAUUAUAAGAAUAAUAAUAAUGAUGCAAAAACACGAGAAUUAUAUAUAACUAAUAUAAUGUUUUUAUUUAGUACGAAGUUUCACAAUUUUUGUUUCUACGUUCGAAACAUCGAUCCGUACGUAAAACGAGAACAAAACCAGUGAUAAGAAACCUUUGAUUCUCUUCUCUUUAUUUGUUGAUUUCGUAUGCCUGUUAUAAUUCUCUUUUUUCAUGCAACCGUGCCGAAGAAUAAAAUGGCGGUGGGAGGGACAGGCAAGGGAAAAGGAUAUUAUUUUCGUAUUCCGCGAUAUGGAAAUUCUUGAACUUGAAUAUCGUGGAUCAUAAUCGUUACUGAAAUCAUACCGUUCUCAGAUUUAUGUUGUAGGAUGUUUGAUGUGUAAGCUUGUAAUUCACAUUUCCACACUAAAAUUGACUGAUUUUUAAAUUCUUAACGGAAUAUUUAAUAGUCAAUUUAAUAUUUAGGGAAUCAGCGACAAGUAUCCGUAUAAGAAGUUUAAUGUACGUACUAUUACCUAAUUAUAUUAUACAUACGAAUAUUAAUAUUAUUAUCAAUAAUUAUUUAUUUAAACAAGAAUUCGUUUAUCACACGUAUGAAUAUUAUUAUUAUCGUUUCAUUAACAUGAUUAUUAGAUAACAUAUUUCAAUUUGUGAUAUUAUUUAUUCGUCUAAUUUAUGGUUUUAAUUUUUCUGCCGUUUCAAUUUAACAAAAUUGUAAUGACAUUAAGUUGAUUAUUUUAAUUAUCAUUGACAACAUCCUUGCAUUGUAAUUUCAUAAGUUUAUUUAAUUUUCAUCUUGCUAUGUAUAAUUACACGUGUAGAAUUAAUAAGCAGCAGUGCAGAAGCAGUAUUCUAGAGACUGGCAUUAUAGGAAAUGAAAACUUAUUGUUAAAUUUCGUUUAUUAAUUAUAUAUUAUAAACUAUAUAUACAUAUUAUAUAUAUAUAUUUAUAAAAAAAAAGGAUAUGAUCGUGUGUGUGCAGUGGCAAUUGGUAAAACGAAGAUUCAUCCCAUAGGCAAUUUGACCGUUAAACGUAGAUAAUAUAUACGUGAUUAUUUUUAUCAUUCGGUGUAUUGUAUUAAUAACAAUUGGUUACCAAUGAUUUUAGUCAGCUACUCGGCUCUCAUGAAAAAUCCCGAUUCUAUAACAUCAAAGAUCGAAUGAUGAGAAAGCAUUGUAAAUAUAUCACGCCCGAUUUUCCGAUACGAUGAUUUCUUAUUUUAUAACAAUAUUGAUACGAAAAUUAAUAAAACGUGUAAAUUCUACAUAUUCGUAAUAUCAUGCACCGUAAAUAUAUUUAUCAAGCUUUUUUCGACUUUUAUACCCAUUUAUAUAUUAUAUACUUCUAUAAUAUCUGGCUAAUACCUAAUACCCGUAUAAAACUUCGCGCUCGUUGUUGACGUUAUUAUAUUAUUAUUACUAUUAUUACUGUACAUUACUAACGGUUUUCGUUCUAAUUAUCAAUCAUUGAUCACAUGCACGUUAUGUAUAAAUAUAUCAUAUACAUUUACAUCAUACGUUACCAUUAUAUUUAAAUGCAAAAGACUGAAAAGACGCGUAUUAUACAACCGAUAUACAUACAUACAUAGUAUACCUAUACCUAUACCGAAUCCUCUCGCUAAAAUAUACCAAUUUAAUAUACUUUGAAUAUUUCAUUUAAAAUGAUCGUUGAAUAAAAAAUAAUUAAAUAAAUGAAAACAUAUCCGCGGUUAUAAAAAUUCUUCGUAGACGGGAUUUCGCUAUAUUUUACGUAAUUCGCACACAAUAAAAAUCACGGUAUUCGAAUCACAGUCAAAAUCCUUUUCCCUUUUAUUUGAAAAAAUUAAAAAUGUUCAUCCAACUGUCUUAAUACACGCGAAUGAUAAUUAAUAUGCAAACGAGAAGCGCGUAUGGUUUAAUAUCGUAAAUACAUCUCAAAGACGCAUGUAUAAAUUCAACUCGGAUUAAUUAACGUGAAAUGCUUCCGCGCGGCCCAAUUAUUCAUGAAAAUUACAAUGAAAAGGAUGAUUCCCGUUGCAGUUUUAUUCUUAUCUCUUUUUUUUUUU